AAGAAGCAAACAAUGAAUAGAGCAAUGCAUAUGCAUCCAUUAAAUUAUUAAUUAAUUAGUAGAGGAGAGGACCUUCCACCUCCUAAUAUUAUUGGUUGCUUCCUCCAAACUUCUCUCCAUUUCAUCUCUGGGGACUGGGGCGUUGCCUUCACAACAGUAACACCACCUUCUGCAGUAGCUUUAAGCUAACCAAGAUUUUCUUUGGUCAUGGGGCAAAAGCAUUUAGUGGUGGCUUUCUGUUUAUGGGCUUUAACAUGUUCCCUUCUCCCCUCUUUCUCCUUUGGAAUUAUGAGAAUUGGUUUGAAGAAGAGGCCUCUGGAUCUUUAUAGUAUUAAUGCUGCUAGAAAGGCAAGAGAAGGUCUGAGAUCAGGAAGACCAAUGAUGGGUGCACACAAUCAGUUUAGCAAGUCGAGUGGUGAUAUUGUACCUUUGAAGAAUUACUUGGACGCUCAAUAUUUUGGUGAGAUUGGAAUUGGCACACCCCCUCAGACCUUUACUGUUGUGUUUGAUACUGGUAGUUCCAACCUUUGGGUUCCAUCAUCCAAGUGCUACUUUUCUCUUGCCUGCUAUACCCAUAAUUGGUACAAAGCAAAGAAAUCCAAAACAUAUGCCAAAAACGGAACAUCAUGCAAAAUAAACUAUGGAUCUGGAUCAAUAUCUGGUUUCUUCAGUCAAGAUAAUGUUAAAGUUGGCAGCGUUGUUGCCAAGCAGCAGGAUUUCAUUGAGGCUACCCGAGAAGGAAGUCUUUCCUUUCUGUCAGCAAAGUUUGAUGGGAUACUGGGACUUGGAUUUCAGGAGAUCUCAGUUGAAAAUGCUGUGCCAGUAUGGUAUAACAUGGUGCAGCAAAAUCUUAUCGGCGAGAAGGUGUUCUCUUUUUGGCUAAAUGGGGAUCCAAAUGCGAAAAAAGGUGGUGAAAUAGUUUUUGGUGGUGUUGACCGAAAGCACUUCAAAGGAAACCACACAUAUGUUCCAGUUACUGAAAAAGGCUACUGGCAGAUUGAAAUGGGAGACUUUUUCAUUGGAGAUGUUUCAACAGGUGUUUGUGAGGGUGGCUGUGCAGCUAUUGUGGAUUCAGGAACAUCUCUACUUGCUGGUCCAACUCCUGUCGUGGCUGAAAUCAACCAUGCUAUCGGAGCUGAAGGGGUUCUUAGUGUAGAAUGUAAGGAAGUCGUUUCUCAAUAUGGAGAGAUGAUAUGGGAUCUCUUGGUAUCAGGGGUGGAACCUGGUAACAUAUGUUCUCAAAUUGGCUUAUGUUCUUCCAAAAGGGAUCAAUCCAAGAGGUUAGAAAGUGCUGGAAUUGAGAUGGUGACUGAAAAGGAACAGACCGAGUUGACAGCAAAAGAUACUCCUUUGUGUUCUUCUUGUCAGAUGCUUGUUCUUUGGAUCCAGAAUCAACUAAGACAGAAGGCAACAAAGGACAGAGUAUUCAACUAUGUGAAUCAACUGUGUGAGAGCCUUCCAAGUCCAUCCGGAGAGUCAGUGAUAAGCUGUGAUAGUCUCUCUCAGAUGCCAAGCAUUACAUUCACAAUUGGAGACAAGCCUUUUGUCCUUACACCAGAGCAGUAUAUUUUGAGAACCGGAGAAGGCGUUACAGAAGUCUGUCUUAGUGGGUUUAUUGCUUUUGAUGUUCCUGCUCCACGGGGUCCACUAUGGAUUCUUGGCGAUGUUUUCAUGAGGGCAUAUCACACCAUCUUUGACUACGGAAAUCUCCAAGUUGGUUUUGCCGAAGCUGCCUAAUUAGCCUUAUGGAGGACUAUCUUUGCAAGCAUUUUAAUAAUUGUUGGUGUACUGUGUAAAUAAGCUGUUGUAACAAUUAUUGUAGCUCAGGUUCACUUUAUGGAAUCACGAAUGUAUUUAUCCAUUUAAAGACGUAGAAAUAUCCACUUGAAAGUGUUGUCUGCCUUUACGUGGAAAGACCACUUGCGUUUCAUUCCGAAUAUUAUGCCCUUUGUCCCUUUCA
Molecule: messenger RNA, 1960 nt
Organism: Cajanus cajan (pigeon pea)
Lineage: Eukaryota; Viridiplantae; Streptophyta; Magnoliopsida; Fabales; Fabaceae
Product: aspartic proteinase
Biological process (GO): lipid metabolic process; proteolysis
Molecular function (GO): aspartic-type endopeptidase activity
Source: RefSeq, a predicted model, not a curated record